Molecule: messenger RNA, 885 nt
Organism: Hansenula ciferrii
Lineage: Eukaryota; Fungi; Ascomycota; Saccharomycetes; Phaffomycetales; Wickerhamomycetaceae
Gene: MRX19
Product: Mrx19p
Exons: 1
Coding region: 1-885 (294 amino acids)
Biological process (GO): potassium ion transport; proton transmembrane transport
Cellular component (GO): mitochondrial inner membrane
Source: RefSeq, a predicted model, not a curated record
AUGAAUAUCAUAAGAUCAAGACGUUUCCUAUCAACAACUUCAAAAUCAUCACCUGUUUCAGAUUUAGCAAAGAUUUUAGUGAUACCUAUAACUCAAAAUAAAUCAUAUAUUCAUUUUAAAUUUAAUGAAAAUUUAAUUAAUAAUGAUUCAUUAAUUGUUAAAUAUGAAAAUAAAUUAUCAAAUAUUGCAUUAAAAGGUUGGACAAGAUUAAAAGAUUCUGAUAAAUCUUAUAAUCAAAAAAUUGUUCAUUAUGUUGAAAAAUUCUUGGAAAGAACUCCAUGGUCUGAAAAUUCAUUAAUUUCAAUCCCAUCAAAAGCUACUAUACUUAGACAAGCUUUUGAAGAAAACAACAAAGAUGAUAAUAAACCAGAUUCUAAACCAAGUAUAUUAUUACUAAAUGAUACAGAUAUUGAAUUAAAUAAUAAAGGUGAAAAUUUAUUAAAUAUUCCAGUUUAUUACCCCGGAUCAUUAAUGUCAUCAACUCAAUUAAAAAAUGAAUUAUUAACUUUAUCAUCAAAAGGUCAAACUUAUCAUAAAAAACAAAUGAUUUUAAAUGGUAUUGGUAUUCCAAUCUCUUUACCAUUUAUGCUUGUCCCUGUGAUUCCAAAUAUUCCAGGUUUUUAUUUAGCUUAUAGAUUAUAUUGUAAUUUAAAAGCAUUUUUAGGUGCUGAACAUUUAGAACAAAUUGCCAAAAGAGGUGAUUUAUCAUUUUUAGAUCAUGAAAUAUUAGAUCAAAUAUAUUCAAAACAAGAUAAAACAAAUGAUAUUUUACUUAAUGAAGAAAUUAUUAAUGAUUUAGUUAAAACUUUUGAAAUUGAUGAUGCCAAAGCUCAUUUAUUAAAAGCAUUAAAACAAGAAAAAGAAGCUCUGGAAUCAAAACCAUAA